AUGAGCACUCCGAUAAAACAUGACAUACAACUAACAUGCCAUGAGAUGUCGUUGUUGCGGGUGCCAGAGUUGAAGGCAGUUUGCAGGUCUAUUGGUCUACCAUUAUCUGGGCGUAAAGCAGACUUGCAACAGAGGAUUAAGGAAUACGUUGAAAACUCUUUGAGGCCAGGCCACAUAGAUCCGUUUAGGCCCAAAGCUAUCCUUGCGUUAAUACAGAAAUCUAAGUUUGGGGAUGUUUUACCCACAUAUGAGUCGGUUUUGCAAGCGUUAAAGACAGGUGCGUUUACUCACCCUGUGGCUACAGGGCAUGCCCCACCAAAUUCCUUAUUCACGUACCCAUCUCAGGAUGCUAUGUCACAGCAGAAUGCUGGCCAGCAGCAACCGCAGUCACAUGUACCGCCAAGGUCCAUCAAAAGUCCUUCAUCUAGUGUUUUCUAUCCUAGCCCGUUUUACACUUUAAAAAGAAUGAUUACGGGUUCUCCUAAGUUAGCUACCAAGUCUCCAGGAAGAGGCACAUGUAAUUUUAAGUUUCGAUUAAAUGAGGUAGAGGUUAAACUUUUACAGGAAGGUCCUGAUGCCAGAUUGUUGCUCUUUUGUGGACCCAUAAGCCAUGGCAAUCGGGUUCAUAUUCAGUUUCCACAUCCAAAUGAAAUUAAAUUGAAUGACAACAUGAUAAAAGAUAAUGUUCGUGGUUUGAAAAAUAAGAUAGGGACUGCAAAGCCCGCAGAUUUGACUCCCUAUGUUAGGCUAAAUCUUGAUAACUAUCUCCAGUUGGUCUACGCAUUUACUAAAGAGGACUAUUUGGUGUAUUUAUACAUUGUGACAAUGAAUAACUCUGAAAAGAUUUUGCAAGGUGUAUCAUCUCAUCCAAAGAUAGUGAAACCUGCAACACUAGCAUAUAUUAAGAAACUUCUAAAUGAAGAAGAAGAUGAUGAUUUGAUGACCACGUCUACUGUUAUGACCUUACAAUGCCCUAUUUCAUAUUCUAGAAUGAAAUAUCCAGUCAAAUCUAUACAUUGUGAUCAUUUGCAGUGUUUUGAUGCCAUGUCAUUUAUCCUUUCGCAAAUGCAAAUACCAACCGCGCAAUGUCCAGUAUGCCAGAAAUCAAUUGAAAUUAAAGAUUUGGCUAUCUGUGAAUUCGUAAAUGAUAUAAUUAAAGCAUCAGACGAAGAUAUUGAGCAGGUUGAAAUUCAUCAAGAUGGUUCCUGGACCGUCAAUAUUGAAGAAUUGGACGCACAGCAAAAUCCUCCAAAGGUUGCGGAAACUGAGGGCCAGACAGAUAUGAAAGAUGAAGAUAUCGAUGAAGUUAUACUAGAAGAUGAUAUGUCGUUUGGUAAAGCAAAUACGGCGGAACCUAUUAUCAUAUCUUUAGAUAGUGAUGAGGAUGACGAGGAUGUCCCUUUAAACAGAGAAGCUAACACAUCAAACCCAGAAGCAGUAAGCCGAAGCAUCCAAUCACCAUCAACACGGGCUCGAAAUCCUACAGGAUCCCUGGGAGCAGGAUCGUCAUCAAAACCAAAUGAUCCGAAUAACACAAGGCUAACAAAUGAUGUUACCUUGAGUUCCCGAUUGGAUCCUAGUCAGCCAUUUGGAAAUUCAUCAACACAUACUAAUGUGAACAGAAAUAUAUCCGGAUCUACGAAUCAAACCUCCGGUACUGUUCCAUUAUUAUCUUCGUCUUCAUCUUCAUUGUCUGCAUCACCUCCUAAUUUAUCUGGGCAUCCUUCCGGAGCUACAGUUGAAGGCCGUGUGUCACCUCCAAAUGUGAAUAGUAAUAUAUCAGAAAGGGCUGCCAACAAUAUAAGACCUCGCGGUGGUUCUAAAAUCCCUCGGGACAAACAAACUUCGCUAAAUCUACAUGGUGCUUUAAAUGACCCAGAUACUCGCACACUUGAUCCUUUAAGGAAUCCGUCUGCCAAUUCUACCACAUUGACUAAUGAGAGAACAAAUUCGGUUUCCUUUAAUAGCUCGGCGGCAGAAGAAACAGGUGUUUCACCCACAACAGAGAAAAGCAUAAUUCCAAAUAUCUUGGGUAAAGCCCCACUGAACAACAAUCAUAGAGCUAAUGAAUAUAAAAGUAAUCGUAUUCCGAUUACUAGGGACAAUCCACCGUUAAACCUGAAUGACGACCAUUCGGUUUUAUUUGGAAGUAGCACAGCAGAAUCAUCGAACACAUCAUCGCUAUCUAAUUCAAACCUAUUAGAACCCACCUCUAAUGUACUUGCAACAAGUGGAACAUCUACUAGCGAUAGUAAUAUAUCCUCAUCAUCUAGAAGCAAAGAAAAUGUUACUAAAAAUCUUCCAGAUGGUUCUGGUCAGCAAACACAUACCACGAAUUUCAAAACUUACGACAAACCUGCAGUGGAUGAACAUGUUCAGCGCUCUACUUCAGCCUCGGCGAACGUUAUGUUAACAACCCUUGAUGGAAAGACUAAAAACCUGAAUACCGAUUCAUCGCAUCGCGAUAAAACACUGAUUUCUAAUUUUAAAGGGCCUACAGCGCAAGUGACAAUUAUAUCAACUCCCUCGGAACGUAGUCGCUUAUCGUCCACACCAUCUGGCGAUUCUUCUACAAUAAGCCCUAGAUUACCUCCUUUACCACUUAUGAAUGUACAUCCCAUCAAUGGCAAUGCCCCACUUACAAGCAAGGAGAAAUCAUUAGGAUCUUCAAAUAGUUCCUCGGUAACGAAGGGAAACGCUAUAUACAACAGUAGACAAAAGAAGCCUCCUGUUUCGCCUUUUAUUCCCAGAAAAUAUACCAGCGUGGUACCAAGAAAGCGCGAGUUAUCGGGAACUGAAGCUACUAGUUGUGCCACCAAAUCAGGCGUGCAGACCGGUAACGCGUCUGGAAAUAGUUCUCGGAUGCGCUGA
Messenger RNA from Eremothecium cymbalariae DBVPG#7215, 2871 nucleotides. It is a transcript of the gene NFI1, whose product is annotated as SUMO ligase NFI1. The transcript has a single exon. Bases 1 to 2871 code for a protein of 956 amino acids. Gene Ontology annotation, biological process: protein sumoylation. Lineage: Eukaryota; Fungi; Ascomycota; Saccharomycetes; Saccharomycetales; Saccharomycetaceae. The record is from RefSeq and is a predicted model, not a curated record. Gene Ontology annotation, molecular function: zinc ion binding; SUMO ligase activity.